UAAUACUUUAAAAGUUCGUAAACAGAAUAAAUACUUUAUAAAAUAAAUAAAGAGCGCAUUUUAAACAGUACUAUAUUUAUCUAUGUCUCUCUGGCGCCAUCUACCGGCUGAGUAAUGUAGCGCAGUGCUGCAGUGGGGCUCAGGCUGCCACGGAAUCAGAGCGGAGACCCGGCUGCAGUUGGUCGCUGUUUUCCCGCGGAUUACCGUAAACUCUGGAUUACGGGCUCCUACACCAGCCUGUCUGUUGUUGUGUGAAGGGAGCGGGUUGCCAGGCAGCGGAGAAAUCCUGAUCCCGCAGUGAGACACGCUAACGCUGCUCCUCUCCGAAAUGACCAGAAACUACCACAACACAUAACCCGGCCUGACUCAAUCCAGCCUUCAUUCAGACUUUAACCACCUGAGCCGGAGCCCUGACCCACACUGACCCACAGGGGCUGAAGAUAUCUCCAAACACUUCCACUGAUUUACUGUCGAAGCAGGAGAAGCCUGAUGGCGUUCUGCUUGGCUGAGCUGAACCUGUGGUCCUCCAAGAGCAGUCUGCAUGUGCAAGAUACAGAUGUUGGCACAUUCUUGUUUUAUGAGAAAGGAGAGCCAGUUUUUCCCACAGAUAAGCAUUACUACAAUGAGAAACAGCACUUUACAGAAAGUCGGGGUCACUCGUGGCUCCUGAGUAAUCGUCGUCCGGAGAAGUUGCGGGAUGCCCUGAAGGAACUGGAGGAGCUGUUGCAGGCUAAUUCCUGUGUUUGUACUAAAUGGAGGACGAAGCAGUGCUGUCAGAUGUUGUUGAGUUCAGGUGUGUUGGUGACCCUGACUGUGGGCGGAGCUCAGUUAGAGAGAGUGACCAUCGACAAAACGCUGGUGGGGCGACUUCCUGCUGACACCAUCAGCCACGCGGUGAUUGGCGAUCGUUACCUGCUGCUCUCACUGGUAGAGAAGACCCAGGUGUGUCAGGUGUACCUGGGGAGGCGUGGCCAGACCUCACCUGAGCUCUCAGCACGACGCGGGGAGAAGCUUUCACCUGCAGAGAUUAAGGUCUCGUCGGUGGAGCUGGCGGGCGGAGGCGGGCGGCGGACGGGGCGACGCGUGGGACUAAGUCGGGCGCAGGACGUGGGCAUGUGCUGGUGGCCCGGUGGGCGUGAAGAAGAAGUCUGGCCUUGGUCGCCGGUCCCCGGUGCAAUGGAGCGGGCCAAUCUGGUUCUGCUGGGCUGCUCGGACAGCUCGGGGCUUAUGGUCAUGAACUCCAUACGCACCGACAGCGACCUGUUAGACUGCUGCUUCAGCCUGACCCAGCCUUACCAUAUCCUCACCAUAGAGCUGCACAAGGAGGCCCGUGGCCCCACAGCAGAGCUGCGCGAGGAGUCCCGUCUGCUGGUAGUGGAGGCCUGUGUGUACGAAUGCGCUCGUGGGCGACUGCAGCAGCUCUCAUCUACACCCCUGCCCCUCUCCUCUGUCCCAGUGUCCUGGUGCCGUGACCCGACCGAGCGCUGGCUUCUCCUGGGCCUGCAGGACAGUUCAGUAGUGCUGCUCCACCCUGAGAGUGGGGUUUCUGUGCAGGCCGCUUGCCCCAUGCCCCCCUCGCUGCUGGCCUGGCACCCCUCCGGUGGGCUGAUGGUGGUGGCUGGAGGUCAGGGGGAAGUGCAGUGUUUUGAUUUGGGGCUUUCUCUGCUCCCUGUGCGGCUGAUGAGUGAGGAAGAGGAUGGGCCGGGCCGUGCUGGUGCCAGCCUGCAGCUGGGUCGACACAUGAAGGUGUCCGGCGGCUUGGAAGGAAUCGAGUGGGCACAUUCACCCGUGUCCCAGAAUGCAGAGGGACUGGACGUACACAAUCUGCUCCUGCUCAGGUUUCAUGGAGGACCUCUAGCUGCACUGAGACUAAAGCUGGGUGUGCUGAAUGGGGGUCAGCUGUGGCCAGGCGAGGUCCUGCAGCAUCGCCUGUGCUGUGAGGAGGUGGAUGCUGCCCUGGGCAUUCUGGGUAAUAUGGACUGGUGCAUGAUGGGAGCGGAUUGUUACCGGGCGCUGAUCUCGGUGGCAGAUCAUCUGCUGAGGAAAGCGCUGGACGAACGGACAGAAGGUCAGUUAGAAGCUGCUCUGGGAAUGUUUUAUUCUCCGUCCAGAUCUUUAACAGACACGGUCAUACUGGAGUAUCGAGACCCUCUCAGCCGCUAUGCUCGGAGGUUCUUCCAUCACCUGCUCAGACACCAGCGGUUCGAGAAGGCCUUCCUGCUGGCUCUGGAUAUUGGAGCUCGAGACUUGUUUAUGGACCUGCAUUACGUGGCCCGGGACAGCGGAGAGGUGGUGCUGGCCAGCGUAGCCAAGAAGAAGGCCCAGGAGCUGGACAUGGAGGAGAACACAACAUCUGACCCAGAUGAUUCCAAAUCGAGGGGACGUACCACUGACACCCCCACACCCAAAGAAUGGCCCUCAAACACACACCGCAAGCCACCAUUACCCAGUGCUGAGGGAGUCAGUUCCAGUCAAAUCUCCAAGACCACAGUAUCAAGAACUGGUUCUAGAGUGAAAGUGGACAGAGAGAUGGAUGAGUGUCUUGCUGAGACCAUGUCAAAACAAGCCAACCUGCCUUGGAACCAAAUAGAUGUCACUCUCGUCAGCUCUGAAGAUCAGGUUUCUGAAAACACAGGAAAACUCAAGCUGAUUCAUCUCGGCCUGGUCUGAACAUUUAACACCGAAUUCAGCUGCUGCCAUAAUCAAACCUCCUAUCUCCUAACCGGAGAGUUUCCAGAAGAGGAAAGGAAAAUAACCUACACUUUAAUGGAAAUGUUAUUAUUUUACACAUUUCGUAUAUUUUUUAUUGUAAUGUUUUAUAGACUGUUUGAUGAGAUCUGAGUUAUCAGAUAAAAGAUCAGACAUUAAUAAAAAGUGGAGUUCUAAGGUGAGAGAUGAGAGCAGUGAAAUACAGUGAGUAUAAUUCA
Astyanax mexicanus (Mexican tetra) is the source of this 2927-nucleotide messenger RNA. Its product is annotated as WD repeat containing planar cell polarity effector. Bases 490 to 2670 code for a protein of 726 amino acids. Gene Ontology annotation, cellular component: axonemal basal plate. NCBI's taxonomy places the organism in Eukaryota, Metazoa, Chordata, Actinopteri, Characiformes, Acestrorhamphidae. The transcript has 18 exons. The record is from RefSeq and is a predicted model, not a curated record. Gene Ontology annotation, biological process: nervous system development; cilium organization; establishment of protein localization. Gene Ontology annotation, molecular function: protein binding.